AGUUACUAGAAAUGUCAACUUCCUAGAGACCGACACAAACCCGGAAGUUGCAGAAGGUAAACAACGAGAAGGAGGAAAGAAACCGGGAACGUCCGUAGAUCCCGGGGAAGAUGAGCUGGAACCCCUUCAAGGCCGGGCCGAAAAAGCAGAUUGUUUCUAAAACCGUAGAGAGGGACUUUGAACGGGAAUAUGGCAAGCUCCAGCAGUUGGAAGACCAAACCAAAAAAUUACAAAAAGACAUGAAGAAAAGUAUUGAUGCAGACCUAGCCAUGUCAAAGUCUGCUGUCCGGAUCACGUCUGACCUUCUUGGGAAUCCACUGUGUGAGCCAGACCCAGAUUUCUUAUGCAUGGUGACCGCGCUGGACACUGCAAUGAAACGUAUGGAUGCCUUUAAUCAGGAGAAGGUAAACCAAAUUCAGAAAACUGUGAUGGAUCCUCUGAAGAGGUACAGCAACGUGUUCCCCUCACUGAACAUGGCGGUGAAGCGCAGGGAGCAGGCACUACAGGAAUAUAAGAGGCUGCAGUCAAAAGUUGAGAAAUAUGAAGAAAAGGACAAAACGGGGGCAGUGAUUGCCAAAUUACACCAGGCCAAGGAAGAGCUGCGCCCCAUCCGGGAAGAUUUUGAGGUGAAGAACCGUCAGCUGUUGGACGAGAUGCCAAAGUUUUACAACAGUCGCAUAGAUUUCUUCAAGCCCAGCUUCCAGUCGUUAAUCAGAGCAGAGGUGGUGUACUACACCGAAAUGUCUCGGGUGUUCGGAGAGCUGGCGCAGCAAGUGGAUGAGGCGCAGCUGACAGACGCUGAGAGAGAAAGGGAAAACGAGGACAAACUAGCCGAGCUGCGAGCCUUGUCCAUCGUAGCCGAUGAUUGAAGAACCAGUGAUAGGGUUAUAUGUAACAUCAGGUGAUGGGUACAGAACCAGGUCCAUGUGAGGCAUCCAGACUGUAACCAUGUCUGAUAUCCAGACUGGGCAGGAAAGUUGCACACUACUGUCCUCAACAUUAUCCUCAGAGGCGGUCCUCAUUGAACACACUAAUUACUUGAUAAAAUCCACAAAGGGAAAGCCAUGGCUGAGUGGUUGUGGCUAGGAGCUUGACCAGCUCUCCUGACAUGUCUGUUGUAGUAGCUACUUGCAUUCACCCUGUAGAUCUGAACAUCUUCCAGAUUAAGCUAAUUUCACACAUGCGUCAAAGAAAUCUGGCAGGCUAUUCCGCCAUAGAAGAGCCUGACGGAGAUCUCUGGUUCCAGCAUAGCCAGUGCCCGCUGGACUCCAUUGACUAUAAUGGGAUGCGGUGGGAAUCUGGCUGGUCCCAGACCUAUAUGCCUGGAUUUGGCUGGACAAAGAUUGUUGCGUUCAGCAAUUUUUGUCUGUCCGAAUCCCAGCUGAGCGUCCGGAUUCCAGAGAGUCCAGUGGGCACGCAACAGUAUCCGGUUACGCCAGACCCAGAGAACUCCGGCAGGUUGUUCUCUGCAGGACUUUCUUUGACGCAUGUGUGAAUUUAGCGUUACAUGAGGAAUACAAUGCUUUACUAACACAGACAAAACAUGGCAGGAGAAGUGUCAGCUCCUCUGUAAGUGCCUUGAUUUAAAAAAAAAAAAAUAAUCUAAUUUUUUUUCUCCUAUUUUAAAAUUCCUGUCUGUCAGCCAUCUUUGUCUUUUCUUUCCCUCCUGCACAUGAUACAGUAGGUCCUCCCUGCUGUAUAACUAGCACCUCUCAUAGCGGGGUUUAGGCUCGAAAAGCGAAUAUACCUUGUGUGCGGAUUUCACCAUUGUUGAUUAGUACUCCUAUAGCGCCGGACACCCUUGGGUGAAUAGAGUCCUAUGGAUACAUGUGACGUGUACGCCGGGAGCUUUUCCUGGUGUCGACUCUAAACAUAGAACUCGUACAUCUGCACAGAGCCUUAUUCUUCAAAAGCCAUUUUGGUUGCUUCAUAACAUUAGGACUAAGGGCGGGCGCUGCUUGUGAAUGUGGAAGCUCAUUCCUGAUCAUUGCCCUCUUGUUGGGGGAUGAAUGAUCGUUACUACGAUUGUCCCCGUACAGUUUCCCUGUUUUUUAGCUGCAUGUUCUUCUUUACAAAGGGCGAUAUGCUGCCCAUGAACUCAGAUUGCUAACACCUCAUGAAGGAUGCCAUCACCCAACAAACUGUCUUUUGCUGGUUUGUCCAUUAACCGAUGACUCCUUUCCAUGGGGCAGGAGCAAUCGUACUAAUGGUAAUGCCCAUCUGCAGUGUAUUACUCCACAUUGUAUUCCCCCGGAGGUAAAUGAUGCAUCAGGCUGGGCCCACAUGCAAAAAACAUUUUACGACCACAUCAAAAACCUGAGGCAGAAAUGAUUGUUUGAUACGUGUGGGUAUGUUAAAAGCGUCUUGUAGCAUUUUUAAUUUUUUUUGUGGGUUUUUCAAAAUAUGGGCUUAGUCAAAAAUACUGCGUCCAAGAUGUGUCUUCAAACAUACAAUGUAUACAAUAUUCUCAUUUUGGGGGGUUCCGGCGGAUCAUAAGAAUGGGUACCCCGAGAACCCCCCCCCCCCCCCCGAAAUGAAUGGAGCAACAGGUCGAGAUUGUGAACUGCCGCUCCAUUUAGCUCUAUGGGAGGUCUCUCUGUGAAUAGGGGUUAACUUUUAACACAUUUAAAAUAUUACUAAAUUAAAAAAUGUCACCAAAAACACUAAAAGAAGGCUUUUAAAAACCCAGAAGAAAUGGUGUGAAGGAGGCCUCGAGGGUGAUACUAAAUGACUUUUUGGGGUAUAUUUUAAGUUGUGACACUUUUUUUUACUAUUUUUAUUUUUUUCCCUCCCUAUAGAGAGGUCAAUUCGGGAGCACCUGAAAAUUUUUAUUUUUUUUAACACCCAGAGCACGCUGUGAUUAAAGAAAAAAAAAACACCACCAUAAAAACAACAUUAGGAAACAGUCCUACAAUGGCAGUACAAAAAAAAUUAUCAUUUCUCGUUCACAAACAUCUUUGGUCCUAAAAAGCACUCGUACAAAAAAGUGACAUGUUUUUAACAAAAGAAAAAAAAACGCACUUGUGCAUCCACCCUAAGGCCUCAUGCAGACGACCGUUGUUUUGGUCCGCAGUAUUUGCGGCUCGGAUGCAGACCCAUUCACUUCAUUGGAG
Bufo gargarizans (Asiatic toad) is the source of this 3113-nucleotide messenger RNA. RefSeq names its product bridging integrator 3 (gene BIN3). Gene Ontology annotation, biological process: plasma membrane tubulation; endocytosis; actin cortical patch localization. The transcript has 9 exons. Lineage: Eukaryota; Metazoa; Chordata; Amphibia; Anura; Bufonidae. The record is from RefSeq and is a predicted model, not a curated record. Gene Ontology annotation, cellular component: cytoplasm; actin cortical patch. Gene Ontology annotation, molecular function: lipid binding; protein binding. The coding region runs from base 111 to 869 and encodes 252 amino acids.